This is a messenger RNA of Brettanomyces nanus, 1236 nucleotides long. RefSeq lists its product as uncharacterized. Gene Ontology annotation, cellular component: mitochondrial inner membrane. Gene Ontology annotation, molecular function: magnesium ion transmembrane transporter activity. Gene Ontology annotation, biological process: mitochondrial magnesium ion transmembrane transport. Lineage: Eukaryota; Fungi; Ascomycota; Pichiomycetes; Pichiales; Pichiaceae. The coding region runs from base 1 to 1236 and encodes 411 amino acids. The transcript has 2 exons. The record is from RefSeq and is a predicted model, not a curated record.
AUGGAACUAGGAAACGUUGCAGCGGUUCAAAAGAAGUUCUCCAAGGCCGAGUUUCUUGGAGAAAAUAAGCUAUUUCCACGAGAUCUCAGGAAGAUCGAUUCAUCUAAUAUUGACGUGGCACCGAUAAUUGCUGUUCGAGAAGAUUGCAUACUAAUUAACAUGCUUCAUAUUAAAGCGCUCAUUAAAGACAAUGAAGUCAUGAUAUUUGAUACGUCCAACCCGGAAUAUGCUUCCAAGUUGAGUCUUUUCAUGUAUGAUCUUGGGUCCAAGUUGCGAACCAAAGUGGUCCAUGGAAAUAACUUGGAGAAUCCUGCCGCUUUUUAUGCCAGCAAUCCCAAUCAGCCGUACGAAUUCAGGGCCCUGGAAUGCAUCUUAGUGAACGUAAUGGCAGUUUUGGAGGGUGAAUUGCAGCAUCACUCCAAAGUUUGCACUGGCAUAUUGGCACAAUUGGACAAGGAGAUUGAUCGAGCAAAAUUGAGAGACUUACUCGUUCACUCAAAGAGCUUGACUACUUUUUAUCAGAAGUCUCUGUUGAUUCGAAAUGCCUUGGAUGAGUUAUUGGACAAUGAUGAUGAUCUUGAGAGUCUGUAUCUUACUGAGAACAAGCAUUGGAUGAGUGGUUUUACAAGUAAGGGCCAAUCGCAUAGCAAUAAAGCUUCUGAUACUGAUGGACAGUCUGUUAAGAAACCUCUCAUAGCGUCCGAAGAGCAAGAAGUUGAUACAGGAGAAGUUGAAAUGUUACUAGAAGCAUACUACAAGCAGUGCGAUGAAAUUGUUCAGCAGGCAGAGACUCUCAUCAACAAUAUUAAAUCGACUGAAGAAAUAGUGAACAUUAUAUUAGACGCCAAUCGUAAUUCACUCAUGGUUUACGAGUUGAAGAUAUCAAUUUAUACGCUUGGAUUUACCGUUGCUACCCUCCUGCCAGCAUUUUAUGGAAUGAACUUGAAAAACUAUACUGAAGAGUCCACUCUGGCAUUUGUUGCCGUAGUGGCAUUGAGUUGUCUUGCCGGAAUGACCAUAAUAGUUUAUGCCUUUAGAAAGCUACGGCUGGUGCAAAAAAUGAGCACCGUGAGUCCAAUACGAAUGAAUAAGCUGGAUCAGAGAAUAAAAAUUAAAUUGAAAAGACUGAUGAUGAACCGAAAUGCUGCUACAUACAAUUCCAAGAUGAGAGCUAAGAAAGAGCAACAGGAUGUUGUAUGGAGGUGGCUAGUUGGGGACAAAUAUCGCGGGAAAUGA